This is a messenger RNA of Lutzomyia longipalpis, 1592 nucleotides long. RefSeq names its product probable arginine--tRNA ligase, mitochondrial (gene ArgRS-m). The transcript is spliced from 2 exons. The record is from RefSeq and is a predicted model, not a curated record. Gene Ontology annotation, cellular component: mitochondrion. The coding region runs from base 105 to 1568 and encodes 487 amino acids. Gene Ontology annotation, molecular function: arginine-tRNA ligase activity; ATP binding. Lineage: Eukaryota; Metazoa; Arthropoda; Insecta; Diptera; Psychodidae. Gene Ontology annotation, biological process: mitochondrial translation; arginyl-tRNA aminoacylation.
UCCACUGGAAGUAGCCCAUCCGAUGACAGUUCGCCGUCAGAGCUUUCCAGCCUCGAAACAAAUUGUGCAAAAGUGCCUCAAAUUGGAAUCAAUUUUUCUCACCAAUGUUCAAUAAAAUCCGCCGAGUUUUCCAUCACUCCUCACCAUUUAUGAGACGAUGUUUAAUCUUGGCAGCACGACGCACAAUGUCAACGCAAGAAAAUCCACCGGGGAAGAUUCUUGUGGAAUUUAGUUCACCAAACAUUGCCAAACCCUUCCAUAUGGGUCACUUGAGGUCCACAAUAAUUGGGAAUUUCGUGGCGAAUCUCUUUGAGGACUUCCAACAUCCUGUAACAAGGAUAAAUUACCUCGGAGAUUGGGGUACACAGUUUGGCCUCUUGAAAGUGGGAGUAGAUCUCCUUAAGAUUCCCGAUGAGGAGCUUAAAAGUGAUCCCAUCAAGAAACUCUAUCAAGCCUAUGUGGCUGCCAAUGAGAAGGCCAAAGAAGAUGAAGAAAUUGCCGCAAACGCUCGAGAAAUAUUCUCAAGAAUGGAAAUGGAGGAUACUGAUGAUCUGUCCAAGUGGAAUCAAUACCGAGACUUCACUGUUAAUGAACUGAGGAGGGUCUACAGUCGCCUCGGGGUACAUUUUGAUCAGUACGACUGGGAAUCAAUGUACAGGAGACGAAAUAUUGAGCCUGUUCUCAACGCUUUGAGAGAAAAGGGCAUAAUUUCAAAAGAAUCCGAUGGAAAGGAAGUUACUGAUGUUGAUGGAAAGAAGGUGACUGUUGUGAAGAGUGAUGGGACAACUUUGUACCUCGCUCGUGAUAUCGCAGCAGUGCUGGAUCGCGAGAGGAAGCACAAUUUCUCCCAACUCUUCUACAUCGUUGAUAAUGCCCAAAGUGAUCACUUCAGGGCUCUUUUCCACGUGACACAGAAAAUGGGCAUUAAUCGGCAGCUGAGACAUGUUAAAUUUGGACGAAUUCACGGCAUGAGCACCAGGCGGGGCAACAUUGUAUUCCUAGAAGACAUCCUGAACGAAGCUAGAGCAAUAAUGAAGGAAAAGCAGCUAAAAUCUCCAAAUACAAAAGUAAAUCUAACUGAUUUGAGUGAUAGAUCUUCGGACAUUCUGGGCAUUUCUGCCGUCAUUGUGAAUGAUCUGAAGCAGAAAAGGCAAAGAGACUACGCAUUUGACUGGAAUAAUGCCCUCAAAGUGGAAGGAUACACGGGAAUUAUGCUGCAAUAUACUCACUGUCGACUCUUUAGUCUCGCCGAAAAGGCCGGAGUAGAAGCUGAUGAAUCCCUCAAUCCACACGUCCUCCCGCAAACCCUCUGCCAGGACAUUCUGCGGGAAAUUGAUAAAUUCCCCCGAGUUCUCGAGAACACACGUGACUCCCUCGAGGCUUGCAUACUUGUAAAAUAUCUCUUUGGGCUCUGCAGCACAGUCAGUCGAUGCCUAAAGACGGCACGCGUCAAGCACGAGCCCAGCAACGAUCUCAAACGUCAACGAUUGUUGAUCUUCAACACAGCCCGGAGUACACUGUCGCGUGGUAUGCGCAUCCUAGGGCUAACCCCACUCGAUCGUAUGUGAAUAAAAGUCUUUUCAACAAUUUUA